UCCUCGUGUUUGCAUAGCUGAACCAGAGCGCUCGUGCUGGUGCCGUCGAGUGCGCACGCCCCCGCGCUCACCUGCCUCGCGCUGGAACCUGACACAGACGCAGGCUGUGCGGUCGUCUGUCUCCCUGGAGGAGAAAAGUGCGAUUUUAAGGUGGAAUUAAUUGGACUUUUUACCCGCUGGGGAAAGGCCGGCUGUGUUUGUGAGUGCUCUCCGACAAGAGUGAGAGGAGGACGGUGGCAGCUGAGCGAUAAAGACGCGGAGGGAAAUUAAUCUUAAAGUCUGUGAGCAAACUAACGUUAAAAGGGAGCGAGCGACAAGAGACAGGCGUCAAUGUAAAAAACUAUGAGUGAGACUCUUCUUCCACACAGUAUGGAUCAGCGCUCUUCAAAGAAGAUUAUACAUUGGUUUAAGAUUACUUAUCAGCGAUCUUUGGGACCUUAAAGGAUCUAUGUAACCUCACGGAGAACGAGUGUCGCCAUCUUCAUCAUCAACAUCAUCAUAAUCUGUAUCAGUUGACAGUCUGGAAAUAGCCAGAUUCUUUAGUUUAAAUUGAUGUAGUCUGUCACACAGACAUAGGGUGAAAUUCUCCUUCCUGCAAAGCCAAGGAAAGCAUAAAGACGUAAGCACCGCUCUAGUGUGUAUUUAUCAUGUAGACAAGGUGACAGAGAGACGGACAACCAGAUAAAGCAAAGUGACAGGUUGACAGACGGCAAGAUCCCUCACACUCUCACGGGUCACGAUGCCGGACGAGUCACAAGGUUUUCAGGAUAAGGAGAAGCCUGGAGGAGAAGCAUCGCAGGUGUCUUUGAUGCCAGACAUUGUGGUUGAUUCCAGCGAUGGGAAGGGCAAAAUCACCGGAGGGGAUAUCCUGGAGCUUGAUGAAUUCAGUCAAACAACAGAUGAUAUAAAAAAAUCUGCAGAAAGCAGCGCUGUUAACAUUUUGCAAGGAAAUGACAGCACAAAAAACGGGAAUGACGUGACACUGAAUGGAACUGAUCUCACUGUCGGGAACCAGUCAGGACUCAGUGAAUCCCAGGUUACUGUAGAGGUUGGCGUGGUGAAAACAGCACAGGCCCCUGAACCUCUCAAAGCCAGUUCUUUGUUGAGGGGAGCAGUUGUGACCCUGGAGGCUGUGGAUCACGAUGCCGGGGUCAACUCAUCCUGUGAUAGGCUGCAAACAGAACACAGUACCUCACUGCAAACAAACGGCUGCAGCGACUCGGACUACAGCAGCACAAAAUCCAGCCCUGGUUACGCUUGCACUAGUUUCAGCACUGACUUCUGUGAUGAGGAGUUAUCAGAGCUUGAUGGAAGCUCAUUUGAAAAGACGAACCCUAUCUCUCCGGUCAAUUCCUCAGAUCCCAGUUUAGACACUCCUCAGUCUAACAACACCACAAAAAAUAAUCCAGAUGAAAACAGAGACAAUUCCAAAACAGACUUAACGGUUAAAAGGGAAGAAGAAAACUCACUCAGUGGCAGUUCACCUGCUUUCCCAGACGUUUCAUCCCAAGUCACCUACACAAGGUACAGCAUCGACGUCAGGUUGGACGAGGAGGAUGGAGACGAGGACCAAGACAGGCGAAGCACCAGGUCCAGGCAGAGCGUGAAGGAUGGAGUGUGUUGCUGCUAUCAGGCGAUCCACAGGGCUUUUCUCCAGUGUGUGGAGGAGACUCCGGCCAUGCUGUCUGGACUGGUGCUGUCUUUGGCCUUCUGUGUGGCCAUCAUCGUACUCAUUCCCACCACAGGAAGGAACAUCAGUAUCCAUGUCGGUGCUCUGGCGGUGGUGUGCGUGGUUCUGUGUCUGAGUGCUGCGCUGCUUGUCUGUCUGCCUUGGCUGGCCACGGUGAGGCGCUGUGGAGGAGCCCUGGCGCUCUUUGUCUGGGGGACGCUGUACAUCACUGCCAUAGUUUUCAUCUUCACUGGAGGACCUGUCACUACGUGGGAACAGGUAGCGUUUUUCCUCUUCCUCUCUCUAAGCGUCUACACGGUGCUGCCUCUGUCUCUGGCCUGGGCCCUCAUGGUUGGGAUUGGGACCAGUGUUUCACACAUCAUCAUCAUCAGCACCUACGUCUCUAUCAGAAGCCCAGAGACACCAGACCUGGCUGUGCAGCUCGUGGCGAAUGCAGUCCUGUUUGUGUGUGUGAACUGCAUCGGGAUUUUCCACCUGUGGACGACCGAGCACGAUCUCAGGAUAUCCAAUCAGAAGAGAGAGGAGUUCAGUGUCAUACGUUCCCAGAAGGAAAUCAGGAAAUAUCAGCAGGAGCAGCUCCUGCUGUCGGUGUUGCCACGCUACAUCGCUAUGGAGCUGAAAACGGAGGUGAUAAAGAGGCUGUCCAAGCCUAAGAGCGAUAAGGAGAAUGAGUCCAACUUCCACAACUUUCACAGCCUCUACAUACGGCAGCACAGAGACGUCAGCAUCCUGUAUGCGGACAUUGUGGGUUUCACAAAGUUGGCGAGUACCUGCUCUCCAGAAGAGCUGGUUGCUGUGCUCAACAAGCUCUUUGGCAGGUUCGACGACAUAGCUAAGAUGAAUGGAUGUCUUCGCAUUAAGAUCCUGGGUGACUGCUACUAUUGUGUAUCUGGUCUGCCUGACCCCAUUCCCACCCACGCCAAGAGCUGUGUUCAGAUGGGGCUGGACAUGUGCACUGCCAUCAGUAAACUGCGUGAGGCAACGGGUGUUGAGAUCAGCAUGCGGGUGGGAGUUCACACUGGCAACGUGCUCUGUGGUGUGAUCGGCUUGCAGAAGUGGCAGUAUGAUGUGUGGUCACAUGAUGUAACGCUAGCCAACCACAUGGAGUCUGGAGGUCUUCCUGGACGAGUCCACAUCACAGAGGAGACACUGCAGCACUUGAAUGGAGCAUACCAAGUGGAGGAUGGGGAUGGGGGGAGUCGGGAUCCUCUUCUUAAAGGACGAAAAACUUACCUGGUGAUUGACCCCCGAAAGCCGGACAGCAUCUCCAGGAGGCCUAAACUGGGAAACACUCUUGCAUCAGGCGAGACCAGGCAGCGGGCGUCGGUCCGGAUGUCUCAGUACCUUCAGUCCUGGCAGACUAUUCACCCCUUCGCUGACCUCAGCAACCCCGAUGCCACGUCCUCCAAGAAGCCGAUCAUCCAGCCCAGUAUUGUCAUGAACCAGUCACAACUUUCUACAGAAAGACCUCUUAGUCAGAACAACUCCUGCUGUUUGGUUGUGGAUAAUGGUGUUAGGGGAUCACUGGACACACUGGACAUUGCAGGGAGGAGAGCAAAGAAGCUCAACUGUUUGACUCUGCUGUUUAACGACCUUAGCUUAGAGAAACAGUUUCGCUUUUCAGAGGUGAAGGGUUUGCACCAGUCAAUAAGCUGCAUGGCUUUCGUCUUCGUUACUCUUUUCGCUGUCCAGAUGCUCGUCUCUGAAAAGAACUUUGUGAUGGCAGUUUCCUACGGUGCAACCUUCCCUGUGCUUGUGCUGAUUCUGUCCAUCUCUUUCACCGGAUACUUGGAGAAGUGGCGCUCCAAGAUACCUUUGGGUGUCCAGUGGAUAUCAGGACUGUCCCGUGGCGUCUCCACCAGGGCGGUGCUGCGACUGUUUGUGGUCACAGUGUGUGUUCUCAUCACCCUGCUCAUGGCGAUCCUCAACUUUUUCUUCCUGCCAGGAAACAACUGUACUGCUAUAACAAACAGGACAGAGCUGGAGGGUCUCAAACUCUACACUGUGCCUUACUACCUGUACUGCUGCCUGCUGGCCAUGCUGGGAGUGAUCGUGUUCGUCAGGACAUGCUUGUCAGUGAAGGCACUGCUGCUCACCCUGGCCGUGGUGGUUUACCUGGCCCUCUUCCUCCAUGUUUACGCACAAAGGUCCCUCUGUCUCAUCGACCUGCUUUACAACAGCACAAAGCCAGGAGUGCUGAAGGAUCCUCAGAUCAUGUCCGGGCUUUGGCUGGUCAUCUUUUAUAUUGUAUGCCUCAUACUGGCCAGACAGGACGAGCUUGGUUGCCGCGUAGACUUCCUGUUGGAGCGAUGUUUCAAAACCGAAAGAGAGGAGAUGGAGACCAUGGAGAACGUCAACAAGCUUCUUCUCCAGAACGUCCUGCCGCUCCACGUCGCCUCCUUCUUCAUGGGAAAAACAGUUCGGAACCAGGACCUGUACAGCCAGUCGUAUGACUGUGUGUGUGUGAUGUUCGCCUCGGUGCCUCAGUUCAAAGAGUUUUACAGCGAGAGCAGCGCCAACAGGGACGGGCUGGAGUGUUUGCGCUUCCUCAACGAGAUCAUAGCAGACUUUGAUGAGCUUCUCUCCAAGCCCAAAUUCUCAUCAGUGGAGAAAAUUAAAACAAUCGGCAGUACGUACAUGGCUGCAGCGGGUCUUACACACUCACCUCCAGGGGAUGAGAGAAAGAAAUGUGAGAUGUCCUACAGUCAUGUGCGCGCCAUGGUGGAGUUUGCCAUCGCUCUGAUGGGCAAACUUGAGCUUAUCAACACGCACUCUUUUAACAGCUUCAAGCUCAGGAUCGGGAUAAACCAGGGUCCAGUGAUUGCUGGGGUGAUUGGAGCGCAUAAACCUCAGUAUGAUAUCUGGGGAAACUCUGUUAACGUGGCCAGCAGGAUGGAUAGCACAGGAGUACUGGACAAGAUACAGGUGACGGAGGAGACCGCCCAGGUGGUCCAGAGCGUAGGAUACAGCGUCACCCUCAGAGGAGUCAUCAACGUCAAGGGCAAAGGGGAACUCACCACCUACUUUGUUAACACGGACCAGUUGUCUCCUCAGUUCUGAUCUCCACAUUCAAAUACUGAAGAGACAUGUCACUCAGACCUGGGUCUGGGUCAAACAUUAGCUGCAGAUGCUUGUGAAUGGUUGUGUCAGUGAACCUGUUGGACCAGAUGCACGGGUCUUGAUGUAAUCAACCUGGCUUGCCCACGGAGGUGAACACGAUCAGCAGCAAUGACCUGAAAAUACUCCUGCACGUUCACCCACGUCUGUAGCAAUUACAAACAUCUGCACUGACUCGCUGCUGAAACGGAGAUGUAGCAGCACAGGUCAUCACCUGUUAAUCAUUUACAUCUACCAAGGAGCUGUCUUUGUCUUUCGGAUGAGACACUAAAUAAAAUCCUAAAUAAAGACAUGAGACUACUACUGGCACCUGACAGCAAUGAGCUUUCUGUUCAUGGACCAAUCAGUGGCCCCUCAUAUCGCUUAUUGUACACUGUAUCUGUAGUGUAUCUGGAUUAUGUGGGUCAAGUCCCCGUGACACACUUUUCACUGUUUCUGAUAACACAUAAUGUGAUAACACAUAACCUGAACGAUGCUUUUUUUUUGGUACACUUAACAUGGCUGAAUCGCUUGACCACUUACAACACAAUGUUAUUUUAUAGAGAAAACAUAGAUUUCCAUCUCCAGCUCAUUUCCUACAUAAGCAAAGUAACUGCUGUUUACAGGAAAUCUCUUAUUAUUUACAAAAUGUUCACUACAUUAGGAUGUAAAAAACAUGUUUAGCUCAGAUUUGAUUGAUUUUGUUUCAGUUUGAGUAUGUUGGUACAUAAUAUGUUGUGUCUUUAAAUGUCGUGAAAAAAUGGGGGCAAGCAUUUUUGUACUUAAAGACGAUUGACAACAUAGAAAAGAAGAAAAAAAAACACAAGAUGCGGGCUAAUACACAAAUUGUUUCUCAGUUGGAGAGAUUUACUGCAACCUUGUGGAUUUAAAGUAUGAUUUCUUUACCCACUACUGCCCAAAAUUGACAGGAAUGAUAUUGUGACACAUCUACACCCAGGCAUAAUGAUGUGUUGAGCCAUGAGACGUCAGAUAAUGAUAAUGCACAUUUGACAUUGCACUUUUUAAUGUGUUGUAUUUUUGAAGGGAGUUGUGCAUCACAGUCCGAUGGUGAUAUGUCCCCUUUCUAUUUAAGUGUAUGUAUCUAUGAGGGAUGAUGUGAAGUGUGAAUGUGCAAAGAGCUGUUCAGUAUGGGGAAAUAUUUUUCUAUAUUAUUUAUAAACUAAUAAAUAAAUAAAA
This is a messenger RNA of Toxotes jaculatrix (banded archerfish), 5983 nucleotides long. RefSeq names its product adenylate cyclase type 2-like. Bases 740 to 4750 code for a protein of 1336 amino acids. The transcript has 26 exons. Gene Ontology annotation, molecular function: adenylate cyclase activity. Gene Ontology annotation, cellular component: plasma membrane. The record is from RefSeq and is a predicted model, not a curated record. NCBI's taxonomy places the organism in Eukaryota, Metazoa, Chordata, Actinopteri, Toxotidae. Gene Ontology annotation, biological process: adenylate cyclase-activating G protein-coupled receptor signaling pathway; cAMP biosynthetic process; adenylate cyclase-inhibiting G protein-coupled receptor signaling pathway.